AUGUCAAUAAAAAAACUACGGUGCAAAGAUGAAAUUGGUGGAGAAUGCUACUGCAAACAUUUACAGUGCUCCAGAAAGAUUCCUGUGGAGGGUAAGCAAAAUAUUAUAAGGAGUUUCAAUCUUUUAGAGUCCACUAAUACACAAAACUCCCAUUUAUGUGGACUUAUUAGUAUUGUUCCAGUCAAAAAUAGACGACCUCGGCUGGAUGAAGCAAAUGCUCGUUUAAGAGAUGUUGUAGCUUUUUAUAAGAUUAGAUAUUUAUAUGAAAAUAAUUUUACGGAAUUAGAGGUGUGUCGAGAUGAGUUUAUAGCUUUACAUGGCAUCACCAGACGUAGAAUUGAGUAUUUACUCACAUCUUUGAAAAGUACUGGCAUGCCUCCAACCGAUAAAAGAGGAAAACUGUCUGAUGAUACUCGUAAUAAAAUGAAAGAGCAUAUAUCAUCAUUUAAAGGUAGAGGCAGUCAUUAUAGUACCAAAGACUCUCAGAAAAAAUAUUUGCCUGAAGAGCUCAACAUAAAAAAAAUGUGGAAAUGUUUUAAAAGACACUUGGAUUUGUUUUGUGAUUCCUGCGGUGGACAAAACAAGAAUUACACCUUUUUCCGCUACUUGCAUAAUCUUGUUCAUCAACAAAAAAGGUUUAAUUCUGUACGAGUUACUUUCCCUAUUAGAGGCCAUUCUUAUAUGGAAAAUGAUAAGAAUAUGGGAAUCAUCAAUCAGAAAGCCAGAGUUGAAAAUGUGAAGGAAUUAUGUGACCUCAUUCAAUGUUCCAGAAAAAAACCUUCGCUCUUUGUAAUGGAACAUAUUUCAGAAGACAAUCAACACAUUUUUAAAAAGUGGACCAAACACGAAUAA
Messenger RNA from Psylliodes chrysocephalus, 852 nucleotides. Lineage: Eukaryota; Metazoa; Arthropoda; Insecta; Coleoptera; Chrysomelidae. The record is from the annotation of a GenBank genome assembly.